Molecule: messenger RNA, 8811 nt
Organism: Globicephala melas (long-finned pilot whale)
Lineage: Eukaryota; Metazoa; Chordata; Mammalia; Artiodactyla; Delphinidae
Gene: SLITRK3
Product: SLIT and NTRK like family member 3
Biological process (GO): positive regulation of synapse assembly; regulation of presynapse assembly; axonogenesis
Cellular component (GO): GABA-ergic synapse; postsynaptic density membrane
Molecular function (GO): protein binding
Source: RefSeq, a predicted model, not a curated record
CCCUGCCUUCCUCCCGCCCUCCUUCCAAGGAUGCCCAAUGAUGUGCUGCCGGUACCCAGGAAGAGAAGCUACGGCGGUGGCAGCAGCAGCGGCGGCAGCGAAGCUGGAAGCCUGCAGCAGCCCCUUCUCCCUCCUCUAUUGAGUGUUCCAAGCGGCAGUUCUGCAUUCUAAAGAAACCCAUUGAAAGGCCCAUUGCAUUCCCAGCACGUCUCAAGCUUGCUGCCUUUUAUUUUUUUCCUUGGUCUCCCCCCACAACCCCCCAGCCCCCUUGCCUUCAGCUUCAGCAAAAGGAAGGAAGGGAGAGGGAGAGAGAAUCCUUAAACUCAAGCUUUUUCUUUUUUUUCCUCCCCCGAUGUUCAAUGCUAAAAAAAAAAAAAAAUCUCCUGCAAAAUAGUUUUGUAAUCAACCGCGAACGAUGAAACCUUCUAUAGCUGAGCUGCUUCACAGAGGGAGGAUGUUGUGGAUAAUUCUUCUAAGCACAAUUGCUUUAGGAUGGACUACCCCGAUUCCCCUGAUAGAGGACUCAGAGGAAAUAGAUGAGCCCUGUUUUGAUCCAUGCUACUGUGAAGUGAAAGAAAGCCUCUUUCAUAUACAUUGUGACAGCAAAGGAUUUACAAAUAUUAGUCAGAUUGCUGAGUUCUGGUCAAGACCUUUUAAACUAUAUCUGCAGAGGAAUUCAAUGAGGAAAUUGUACACCAACAGUUUUCUUCAUUUGAAUAAUGCUGUGUCCAUUAACCUUGGGAACAAUGCAUUGCAGGACAUUCAAACAGGAGCUUUCAAUGGUCUUAAGAUUUUAAAGAGGCUAUAUCUACACGAGAACAAACUAGACAUCUUCAGAAAUGACACCUUCCUUGGCUUGGAAAGUCUGGAAUAUCUGCAGGCAGACUACAAUGUCAUUAAACGUAUUGAGAGUGGGGCAUUUCGGAACCUAAGUAAACUGAGAGUUCUGAUUUUAAAUGAUAAUCUCAUCCCCAUGCUUCCAACCAAUUUAUUUAAGGCUGUCUCCUUAACCCACUUGGACCUACGUGGAAACAGGUUAAAAGUUCUUUUUUACCGAGGAAUGCUAGAUCACAUUGGCAGAAGCCUGAUGGAGCUCCAGCUGGAAGAAAAUCCCUGGAACUGUACAUGUGAAAUUGUGCAGUUGAAGAGUUGGCUGGAACGCAUUCCUUACACUGCCCUGGUGGGAGACAUCACCUGCGAGACUCCUUUCCAUUUCCAUGGAAAGGACCUGCGAGAAAUCAGGAAGACAGAACUCUGUCCCUUGUUGUCUGACUCUGAAGUGGAGGCUAGUUUGGGGAUUCCCCACUUGUCAUCAAGCAAGGAGAAUACAUGGCCAACUAAGCCUUCCUCAAUGCUGUCCUCUGUCCAUUUUACUGCUUCUUCUGUUGAAUACAAGUCCUCAAAUAAACAGCCCAAACCCACCAAACAAUCUCGAACACCAAGGCCACCCUCCACAUCCCAAGCUUUAUACCCUGGUCCAAACCAACCUCCCAUUGCUCCUUACCAGACCAGACCACCCAUUCCCAUUAUAUGCCCUACUGGGUGUACCUGUAAUUUGCACAUCAAUGACCUUGGCUUGACUGUCAACUGCAAAGAGCGAGGAUUUAAUAACAUUUCUGAACUUCUUCCAAGGCCACUGAAUGCUAAGAAACUGUAUCUGAGUAGUAAUCUGAUUCAGAAAAUAUACCGUUCUGAUUUUUGGAAUUUCUCUUCCUUGGAUCUCUUACAUCUAGGGAAUAAUCGUAUUUCUUACGUCCAGGAUGGGGCUUUCAUCAACCUGCCUAACCUAAAGAGCCUCUUUCUCAAUGGCAACGACAUCGAGAAGCUGACACCAGGCAUGUUCCGAGGCCUACAGAGUCUACACUACUUGUAUUUUGAGUUCAAUGUCAUCCGGGAAAUCCAGCCUGCGGCCUUCAGCCUCAUGCCCAACUUGAAGCUGCUAUUCCUCAACAAUAACUUGCUGAGAACCCUGCCAACAGAUGCCUUUGCAGGCACAUCUCUGGCUCGGCUCAACUUGAGGAAGAACUACUUCCUCUACCUUCCUGUGGCUGGUGUCCUAGAACACUUGAAUGCCAUUGUCCAGAUAGACCUCAAUGAGAAUCCUUGGGACUGUACCUGUGACCUGGUUCCCUUCAAACAGUGGAUCGAAACCAUCAGCUCAGUCAGUGUGGUGGGUGAUGUCCUGUGCAGGAGCCCUGAGAACCUCACCCACCGUGACGUGCGCACUAUCGAGCUGGAAGUUCUCUGCCCAGAGAUGCUGCACAUCGCGCCAGCUGGAGCAACCCCAGCUCAGCCUGGAGAUUCUCACCUUGCUGGGGGGCCAACAAGUGCAUCACCUUAUGAAUUCUCUCCCCCUGGGGGUCCUGUGCCACUUUCUGUGUUGAUUCUCAGCCUGCUGGUUCUGUUUUUUUCAGCAGUCUUCGUUGCGGCAGGCCUCUUUGCCUAUGUCCUCCGCCGGCGCCGGAAGAAGCUGCCCUUUAGAAGCAAGCGGCAGGAAGGCGUGGACCUCACUGGCAUCCAGAUGCAAUGCCACCGGCUUUUUGAGGAUGGUGGAGGUGGUGGAGGUGGAAGUGGAGGUGGGGGACGACCGGCUAUUUCUUCCCCAGAGAAGGCCCCUCCUGUGGGUCAUGUAUACGAGUACAUACCCCACCCUGUUACUCAGAUGUGCAAUAACCCCAUCUACAAGCCUCGCGAGGAGGAGGAGGUGGCCGUUUCAUCAGUCCAGGAGACAGGGCGUGCAGAACGCGGGGCUCCUGGGACACAACCCCCAGGAAUGGGGGAGGUUCUCCUAGGAAGUGAGCAGUUUGCUGAGACACCCAAGGAGAACCACAGCAACUACCGGACCUUGCUAGAAAAAGAAAAGGAGUGGGCCUUGGCAGUGUCCAGCUCCCAGCUCAACACCAUAGUGACCGUGAAUCAUCAUCACCCUCAGACUCACCACCCAGCCACUGGUGGGGUGUCAGGGGUAGCUGCAGGAACUGGGGGAGACUUGGCUGGGUUCCGCCGCCAUGAGAAGAAUGGUGGGGUGGUGCUGUUUCCCCCCGGGGGAGGCUGUGGUGGUGGCAGUACGCUACUAGACCGAGAGAGGCCGCCACCAGCCCCCUGCACAGUGGGGUUUGUGGACUGUCUCUAUGGCACAGUGCCCAAAUUAAAGGAACUGCACGUCCACCCUCCUGGCAUGCAAUACCCAGACUUACAGCAGGACGCCAGGCUCAAAGAAACCCUUCUCUUCUCGGCUGGAAAGGGCUUCACAGACCACCAAACCCAAAAAAGUGAUUACCUCGAGUUAAGGGCCAAACUUCAAACCAAGCCGGAUUACCUCGAAGUCCUGGAGAAGACAACAUAUAGGUUCUAACAGAAAAAGAAAAAUAAAUUAGUGCUUUUUUUUUCAAAAGAAAAUAAAAAGAAAAAAUAUAUCCCUUGCUCCCUUUAUACUUGUCCCAAUAACUCCAUUCUCACAAACUUCCCUGUCCUGAACAGAACUGAAACCGCAUGAUAACUAGAAAAUACAGAUGUAUGCUCUCCCCACUCAGAUAUGAUUCGGAGGAAGGGCCAUACUCAGAUCAUUAAUCAAUGAAGUGCCUUCGCAGACUUUUGCCAGCAAAUGUUAUUAUUUUUUUAUACUGGAACUUAAGACUUUGACUGUGCCAUGUAUAAGGUAUAUUAGGGAUCGUUGUAUUGAUCCUAAUUAAGUAAAACUCGAUGUGUCUUUUUCUUUUCAGUAACUUUUGUUUUUAGUUGUAGUUUUGUUUUGACAGGGAGGGGGGAAAACAAAUUGACAUUUGUGGCUUUCGUUCCUCUUGCCCUCAUGGCACAGAUUCUGUACAUGUAUUAAUAAUGCAGUUUGCUGCAUGCCUGGAAACUGCAAGGCGGGGAGGGAGGGGGCGGGUCUUGCUCGAACGUUCUCACCCACUCGUUUUUCUCUUACACACAUACCCACACGAAAUCACAAAUCUCUGCACAUAAGUCCCUACACCUGCAGCCUCUUCCUUCUGGUGUAGGUACAUACACACACACACACACACACACACACACACACACACAAACACAUCCCCCACUCCCGUUCAACCCAGUCUAAUUAGUUCGGGUUCGAUCCAUUCCUAUCCUCUCCAUAGCUUCACCUUCCCUUCACCCCUAGUGUACAGCUCACAGCGUCUCUCCCCAACCCUGGGAAAAGUCAUCUUCCAGGAUGGAGCCAACUGAAGUGGAGGCCUGGUGGUUUAACAGCCGUAGGCACUCACCUAGUAUGAACACCUUCUUUGUGACACUUCAUCCUGAUGCCAAGAUUUUUUGGAGAACAUCUGCACUUUCUUAUAUAUAUAUAUAUAUAUAUACAUAUAUAUAUAUAAAAUAUAAAAAACAUAAAAAAGCAACUGGGUAUAUAUCACUAACAGCUUUGUAGGAAGCACUUUUAAUGUUUUCUCUCUCACACACAAAGAUUCAAAAGAAAUGUGCAUAUAUUUAUUCUGUAAUUUCAGUGAUUAUAAAUUGUAAAGGUAAUGUUUAAUCAUUGUAUAGUGAUUAUGCGUCUGGUAUAGCUUUCCUAAUAAAAAGUUUUUGAAAAACAUAAUACAUUAUAUAUAGAGGAUACAAAGCUUGAACCUUAAAUUCCACCUAUGCCAUGCCUUUCGUGCUCCCAUUUUUUUUUUUUUUGAAAAACUUUCUUUUACUUCUUAUACAGAAAGCUAGUUUAUUAACAAGUUUGAUGCACUGUGAUAUUGAUAAAUCUUAUAACCCAUCAUGCCCAUCCCAUACCAGGAUAUAAGUGGGACAUUUAAAAAAAAUCUGAUUUAUAUAGUUCACCUCUUUCUCUUGGAUUAUGAAUUUCAAACUUAGUACUCCAAUGAUGCAUCAUUUUUCCUAGGCAGGAUGCAAUUGGGAAAAAACACAGUAACUAUAUUGCUAAGAAGUACAGGAUUAAUUAGGAGGACAUGAUCAAGGAUCCAUGAAUUGUAUGUUAGUUAAAGACAUAAUAAAGGAAAAGGAAAGUGAAAUUGCUAUACUUUUUAAAAACGUACACUAAAAUUACUUACACACACACACACCAACCAAUAAAAAUAUAAGGCCUUGGAGCCAGUUUGUCAGAAUUCUGUGAUCUGUUGUCACUGUUAUAUUUUAGCUCCUUUUUUUCCCAACCACUUACUGCAACCGGGCCCAAACAUUCUUGAACAAAGACAGGAUGCUGAAAGAGUUUUUCUUUCUGUAUGACACUAAAAUAUGUUGAAAAAUUAACCUGACAAUAAUCCAAGUUAUGAUCCAUUUACAUGUGAGCGAAACCAAAGAAAAUUGGAUUUUUAAGGUGCCAGUAUCUUGUUUGUGGAGGAAACUAAACUGAUACAAAGAAACUCGAGAGCUUUGAGGCAGGCACUUAUCUCAUCAGGCCAGUAGAGGACAGCAGAGCUCCAGAGAUUCAUAGAACCUGUAGCUGCAGAAUUAUGCAGUGAGGCCAGUGUUCUCUGCUAGUGUUUCCUCAAGUUGCCCUUAGAAAUUAUUAUUAUGCUUUGAAUGUAACUCACUACAAGUCACUGAUGCCUUACAUCACAUUUUUUUCCAUAAAAAAGGAGACUAGUGGCUUCUAAAACUCCAUAACUGAUAUAAAACUAAGGCAUUGUAUUUAAAAAGAAAAAAAAAACCCAUGAAUGUCUAGAGUAACCUAUUUAUAUAUCUCUUGAUUAAUUAUAUUUGGGUAAUAACAUAGAUAUCCAUAAAAUAAAAAACACAAGUAUAUCAAUAUGAAAUGUAACUUUUCAGGGCUACCUUGCAUUUGGUACAUCAUACCUAAACCUUUUGUCCUCCAUUAUUUGAAGUAUAUUUUGGAAUUAGUUCAGAUGAAGAAAAGCCCAUGGACAUGAUUCACUAUUUCUCUAUAUACAAUAUUGAAAUGCAACUCUUCUUAUGCAAGAGGAUCAGACCCACUAUUAAAUAGGUGUCAUUCUUCUUUGUUUCUUAUUUUCUUUUUACUUUCCCUUAAGUCACCUUUUUCAUAGUUAUCUCACUUUCCUUGUUUUUUCUAAUCAUCCUUCACCAGAAGUCUUGUUUUUUGAGGCACAGAGAGUUAGUAUUAACCUUUAAGUGUUUUAAUAUCAGAUUUGUGAAGUCCCUCUAAGCUAGUUAUUUAUCAUGUCCCCAUUCCUCCUAAUCAAAUAUUUUGAUGAAUAGUAGAAAGAUGUGCAUAAUAAAAAUUCAAAGUGCAAAGCUAGAUACUUACCACUUCCUUAAUAACUGUGCAUACAUUCAUAACAUGGCAUAUUAUGAGACUAAAGUACAAUUCCUAACAAUCCCAGAGCUUUUGACAUUUGAAAAAUGAGUGUCCAUAAACCAUAUCAAAUUAUAAUAUAAUUUGAUAAUUAUAAUGUUUAUAUUUUAUUUAUUAAAUAUAGAAAGUAAGAAUAUCUUGUCUGAAAUAUAGGUAUAAAUUUUACCCUUGAAUUAGGAGUACAUUUAUUUAGUGAAAAUAAAUUUAUAUGAGAAUGGAAUUUUGUAUCAAAGGAGGUAAUAUUUUGCUUCCAUGGAGUUUUCUACCCCCUUGGCUAGGCCACUUAUUUUAGCUGUGCAUUAGAAAUACUUAAGUUAGCUUUACAUUAUAAUACCAGAUAUGUUUUCUUAAAGUACCAUGGGUAUUAAUAUAGGUCCUAUGAUUAGGAUUUGUUCUAUGUUUUUGCUGCAGUAAAAUGAUUAUUUUUAAGAAAAAGGUAGAUUACUAAUUCACUUCAUAGUGCUGGUCAAUUAAACUGAAGCAGACCCAGAUCUGACAGAUGUUUGUUAUUAUUCUUUGCUAUUUUAUUACAAAUUAUAAUAGUAAUAUUUGAAAGUAAUAAAAUGUAUUGUAAUACCCUUUAACUAUGAGAUGGUGAGUAGAAAAUAAUUGAAAGUGAAAUAUUAGUUUGAUUCAGUACUAGUUUUAACACAUUAUUUUUCUAUACUGUAUUAUUAUGUGAUUGCUUUUAUGUUUUUAUUUAAAAAGCUGUAUUAUUUCAUCUAAUUGCAAAAUACUAAAAAAAUAUAAGGAUGAUGACCACCAUAUUUUAAAUAAAAGUUUAGAGAGAGAUCACAAGAAAAGUUUAAUUAUUGAGCUUGAAAAGUUUUUUUUUUUCUUACCUAGGAAUAUUGGUUUUAAACCCUUGUUAUCUGCAAAGAAUAUUUAUGUUUAGAUUAUGAAAAUUGAUAAUGCAAUUGCAGAACGUAAGGAUUUUUCAUUAACCAUUGCAACACAUUAUUCUGAUUCAUUUAGUGUAAAUUCAUUGUUCAUACAGUACUAUCCCUUAGCAAUUAUGUUGUCUAAGCCAAUAAAUGUUGCAUUUUUGUAAAAUGGCUAUGACAAAGGAAUGAUUAACAAAAUUCUCCACAAAAUGUAAGACAUGACUGUAACGAGUCAGGAUAAUAUGAGAGGAAAUGGUAAUAAAAAGACUUCAUCUUAAGUCAUUUGAGCAAUAUGAAUUUGAGCUUAGACAUUUAUAACUUAUACUUAGCUCAAAAUCAACUGUGAAAAUUCAGGUAAACAGAACAUAACUAUCACGAAUUUCACUAUAUAAGUAUUCUGUUUAAUAAAUAUACUAUAUGCCUUUUAAAAGAAAUAAGAGCAAUAACACAUGUAUAAUUGGGCAAUCGUGUGUGUUUAUAUAAAUAUAGUGCUAUUAUAUAUAUGUACAUACACUGUAUAUACAUGUAUAUAGUUUAUAUAUGCUGGAUUAUACUUACAUGUAAAUUAUGGAUUUUUUUCUUUCACAUAUAACAAUUUCAGUUUUAUGCAUUUAUUUUCCUUGCUUCUGUCUAGCUAUGUCCAAGUGAAGCUGGAUGAAAUUAUAAGUCUUCACUUUGGGAAUAUUCACAUGUAAAAAGUAACUCUGCAAUUACUCUUUCUGAAUUUAAAAGUCUUUUAUCUUCCAAUUUUUUUCAUUUUAUUACUUAAGUCAUAGGGGACAAAUUUCAGUCAAACUGUGAGUUAAGUCAAGUCCUCACAGCAAAGAAACUAAUCUCUUAUAAAUAUGCAACGUAAGUCAAAUGAAAAACAAUUGCACAUUUUUCAUUUAUUUAUAGAAUAAAUUUUGCAGGUGAAAACAAUUUCAGCAGCUUUAUUAAUUUGAUUAAGACCUUUGUAAUUUAUUUAGGUAUGUAGAAAAAGUGCAAUCUUGAAGGUAAAUAUAAGAGAAGUAAAGAACUUUUUUAAGACAUUCAUCAUCCUAUUUUACUUCUUUUAAUAUCAUCCUUCAUUUAUAAUAUAUAAUACUAGUAAUAAUAAUAACAAAGAUGAUCACUUCUAGUAUGAUUUUAUAUGAAUUGAAGGGGAAGAUUUUUCAUAUAAGAAAGCAGGUGUACACCAGGGGCUGCUAGUUGUGAAGAGGUAAUGGCUUGACUACCUUCUUUAAUUCUGAUAAUAUUUGCUCCUGAAAAUAAUACAUGCAUUUUUGAGAAUAUGUAUUGUUUCUUCUCUAUUGCACAGAUACAGAUGAUUUUUCACAUGAUUUUUAAAUUUUAAUAGAAAAUAAUACUCGUGGUUAACUUUAAAGAUAUAUAGCCAGGAAGGCAUUAUAAUAAAUUAUGUGUGACCCAAACCCUCCAAUAUCUUCGAACACUAAAAGACAGAUGAACAUUAGUAAAAAGAAGGCUUUCUUCAUUAACACCCAGUGACAAAAAGGCCCAGCAUACCUAAUUACAUGUUUCUUUAAUGUAUCAGUUCAUCCACUUGUUUAUGAGUAGUAUAAUGAACUGAUAGACUUUGCAAUGUAUUCAAAUGUAUCAAAAUCAAACAAGUUUCAUCAAAAAGAAUGUGCUAAUAACCAGUACAAACAAACCUGUGUACUUUAUUUUAAU